Clonostachys byssicola is the source of this 252-nucleotide messenger RNA. NCBI's taxonomy places the organism in Eukaryota, Fungi, Ascomycota, Sordariomycetes, Hypocreales, Bionectriaceae. The record is from the annotation of a GenBank genome assembly.
AUGGCGGCCAUCUUAUCUCGUAUCCGUUCCCAAAAAGGACGAGGGAACUGUGCCGUGAGCGACGGCCACUUCAACCGCGGCGACUUUGUGAAGCGCAGUGUCAAUGAGGAGCCGGACCAUUUGAAACAGUAUGACGAAUACCAAAUGCACAAACGGCAUAGGGUUGGUCCUCGGGGCAAGUAUCUCGAAAAGGCCGAUCAUAGGAACGACACCGCAAAGGCUGACCGCUUGCCAUUGAAUGAACGAGUCUGA